Messenger RNA from Penicillium malachiteum, 357 nucleotides. RefSeq lists its product as uncharacterized. The transcript is spliced from 3 exons. Lineage: Eukaryota; Fungi; Ascomycota; Eurotiomycetes; Eurotiales; Aspergillaceae. Bases 1 to 357 code for a protein of 118 amino acids. The record is from RefSeq and is a predicted model, not a curated record.
AUGUCUGCUCCCAAGGGUCCCUUCCGUCUCGUCACUGUCAACACCGCUCCUGAGCGCGCUAAGCGUCUUAUCGGUCGUGUUGCUGAAGCUCUCAGUGACCGCUACGAGAUCAUCCACGUUGACAACUGCGAGACCAUUGCCGAGGUCGCUCCUAAGGUCACUGAGCACCAGCCCGACGUUCUGUUCAGUGCCUCCAUGUGGACCGACGAGGAGGCCAAGCAGAUCCACGAGAUUGCCCGCUCCAUUGUCCCCAACAUCAAGCUCCACGCUAUCCCCACAGGCCUCCAGGUCGAGCGUGGCCCCGACGCCAUUGUCGAAUACCUCGUCGAGAAGGUUCCUCCUCUUCUGGAGAGCUAG